AUGACGCUGCUUCUGCUAUACGUGGGUAAGGGUGACGGCAUCAGCAUCAGUGUGUGGAACCGUCGUAAGAUUCACAAGAAGGCUGGCAGCGGCUUCCUGGGCUGUGUGCGCAUCGUGUCUUCCGCCAUCCACAGGCUCAAAGACACUGGUUACCAACGGCUGGACCUUACAAGAGUUGGGCAUGAUGAGUGUGAGCCAGUGCGAGGGCAGAUAGUGGUGUCACUCAUGUCAAGGGACGGCCGAGGAACUGGCUCCCACAAUGCGGUGGUCGACACACUGGGAAAUAUUUUCCCCGACGACCUACCCGAGGGAUGGGAAGAGAGGAGAACAGCCACUGGUCGCUUAUAUUAUGUUAACCAUCAUGACCGCACCACCACCUGGGAGCGACCAACUCAACCCGCCCAUAUAAUAGUGGAGCGCAGACGGCGUGACAAGACGUACGUGUGUCCAUGUGCCAUCUAUGUCUUCCUCUCGUCUGUCUUCUCCUGUGUUGCUCCCAAGGCCUGCAACUCCCCUCCCUGCUCCUCUGAUUGCCCUUCCUCAUCCUCGGGUUCUCCCAGCUGUGCCAGAGAUUCUAGUCAAGCAUGCCCUUCUUCAUCCUGUGCUUCUCCCAGUUGUGUAGGCAGCUGUAAUAAUGCUCAACCCUCUACAUCCUCUUCCUUAGCUCCUAACUGUUCUGUAGUGUAUCACAAGUCUUUCCCUUCUCGUAUACCCAAUCCAUGUACACCAGCUGCACCAGUUCCCUGCAUAGUAGGCUGUAAUGAGGCCUGUCCUCCCUACACUGCCUCUGGCUCUCCUUGCACUGGACCCUCCCCCUCUUCCCGGUGUGACCCAGCAUCGACCUCACGACACAGUGCCGCGUGUUGCAGGCCAGGUGAUACUAGCGUUCUGGGUUCUCCGAGCAGACAUUCCACUUCCUCCAAUACUAUUUCUUCAAGUCCAGCCUCCACCAUAUCUCCAGCUGGUGGAAAUAUAGUUUUGAGCAACCCCAAUACAAGUGCUGAUGUGCCACAGGAAGGAACUCCAGUCAGAAGGGAUCCCAGGGAGAGGGACAGGGAGCAUAGAAGGAGUAGAGCAGCAAGUAUUGAGCGAGUCAGUCAGAGAGAUGCUGGUGAAUCUAGAAGAAAUCCAGACUCAGUUCGGAGACGAUCUGCACGGCAUCGACACUACCUUUCCCGAAACCAGCUUCAUCAACCACCUGAUCUUCCUGAUGGUUUUGAAAUGCGAACCACACAGCAAGGUCAAGUAUACUAUUACAACAUUCACUCUGGAACAUCCACCUGGCAUGAUCCUAGAGUGCCACGUGACUUAGGCCAGGUAAAUAUCGAUGAAAUAGCCCCUCUCCCUGGAGGAUGGGAACUGAGACACACACCCAGUGGACGACCGUACUUUCUGGAUCACACAAAUCGUACAACUCAGUUCACUGAUCCCAGACUCUCUAAUACACACAUUCUCAAUAACAUUCUCAGGAAUCGCAGUGAGGGAGGUAAUCGAACAAGUAUAAUUGAAACUGGAAGUAAUAGUGAACCUAGAAGCAUUGUAAAUGAUAGUUCUGUAUCUACCAGCAGUGUUCCAAAUAAUAGAAAUAACAGGUCCUCGAGUAGUAGAAGAAAUAGCUCCUCUCGAAGUAGAGGGCCAUCUCCCGAGGCUAACACUGCAGGGGAUACUAUUUCAAAUAGUGUGCUUAACAGUGAAGAACCAAAUAGCUCAGUUGUUAAUGGUACUCCAAUUAGUCCAACUGUUGUACCUGCUAGUAUUAAUAAUAGCAACAAUAUUGGCAGUGAAGGAAGUGGUGUGACUACUAAUGUGAAUAGCAGUAACUCUGUAGUGCUUCAGAAUAACAGCACAAACCUACAAAUAAGCAGUAAUAAUAAUAUGCCUGGGUCCAAAGACCCCACUGUGAUAGAUAUGGAUGGUGACUGCCUUCCAAAGUAUAAGCGUGAUUUAGUUGCUAAGAUGAAGGUGUUGAGGGCCGAGUUACAGUGUCUCCAGCCUCAGAGUGGUCAUUGCCGUUUGGACAUUCCACGGGGUGAAGUGUUUGAGGAAUCCUAUAGACAGAUCAUGAAAAUGAGACCGAAAGAUUUACGCAAGAGAUUAAUGGUGAAAUUUAAAGGUGAAGAAGGACUUGAUUAUGGUGGCGUUGCUCGUGAAUGGCUGUACCUCUUGUCUCAUGAGAUGCUCAACCCUUACUAUGGCUUGUUCCAAUACUCUAGGGAUGAUAUAUACACUCUGCAAAUUAAUCCAGAUUCCAGCGUUAAUCCAGAACAUUUGUCCUAUUUCCAUUUUGUUGGACGUGUAAUAGGAAUGGCUAUAUUCCAUGGGCACUAUAUUGAUGGUGGCUUUUCCAUGCCUUUCUACAAGAUGUUGCUCAAUAAACUCAUCAUACUGGAUGACAUUGAAGCUGUUGAUCCAGACCUUCACCGUUCACUCAACUGGAUGCUGGAGAAUGACAUUACAGAUAUCAUUGACAACACCUUUACUGUUGAGCAUGAGAGCUUUGGUGUCCUCCAGAUGAGAGAGCUCAAGCCAGGUGGUGGUAGUGUUGUGGUUACAGAAGACAACAAAAAGGAAUAUGUUAGGUUGUAUGUCAACUACAGAUUUAUGCAGGGUAUUGAGCAACAGUUUGCAGCUCUUCAGAAAGGCUUCACUGAAGUAGUCCCACAGCAACUACUGAAGCCAUUUGAUGAAAGAGAAUUGGAACUAAUUAUUGGUGGUCUUGGAAAAAUAGAUAUUGAUGAUUGGAAAGCCAACACAAGACUCAAACACUGCACUCCAGAGACCCCAGUGGUUGGCUGGUUUUGGCAGAUAGUUGACUCCUACACUGAGGAAAUGCGUGCAAGAUUGCUGCAGUUUGUCACAGGAUCCUCACGAGUGCCACUGCAAGGUUUUAAAGCACUGCAGGGCUCAACUGGUGCUGCAGGACCCAGACUUUUCACCAUUCAUCAGAUUGAUGCUCCAACAGAAAACCUACCAAAGGCUCAUACAUGUUUCAAUCGCAUUGAUCUUCCUCCAUACGAGUCUUACAGUAAGAUGCUUGAGAAGCUUACUCAAGCUGUAGAGGAAACUUGUGGAUUUGCUGUAGAGUGAGUCAUCUGGAAAAAUUAAAGUCAAUUUUUUAACAUAAGCAUGAAAGGAUUGUAUGUGAAGUAUGUGAUAUGUGGUUAUGAUAAAAAUGUGAUACCUUAUAUAACAUUGUCAAUUUACUUUUUUUUUUUUUGUGAAUUUGUGUAUAUUUGAAAUAAAAUGACUAAAAUGAUUGUCAUAAUGAAGGUAUUGAACUGUAUGUGAGUUUAAUAUUAAAUUAUUUUCGUCCUUUUUCAAAUACCAAAUAGUGUUGCAGCUUCAAUAUUUUUUUUUAAAAAAUGCAUGUGCAAAAUGUUUUAUAAAUUUUUGGUUUUAGAUAUGAAUUUUAAUUUGAAUACUAAGGUACAAUACAUAAACCAUUACUGAAUUAUUAUUUAAUUUUCAGUGUUUUAAAUAUUUGAAAAAUUAAUGUGAAAUAUAAGUAAAGGACCAAUACUUGUUUUUUAAUGAAAGUUAGAGCAAUUUUUGCCUAUUAUGUGUGUGUGGACUGGAAGUAUAAGACAACCAAUCUGUGCACUUGUUAACUUAUGUCUUAAGCGAUUCUGUUAAUAGCAGAUCUUGGGUGUCUUCCGCCUCGUCAGUGGUAAUGACAAAUUCCAAUCAAGAUUCACUAGUGUUCUUUAACUGAGACACUAUGUUUAGUCAAUGUCAAAAACUGUGAUAGCAAUACAGUUCCAACUUCCAGGGCAGUGACACUUAUCUUUUAAGCCUGUCUCAUAAAUGUAGACUCUUGUUAACAGUCAACACUUAAGUAUUUUACAAUUGGUCUUAAUUUAUGAUCCAUGGUGUUUCAUAUAUUAAUGCCACUGAGAUCUUUAAAGUUCAUUGCUUUAUAAGAGAUGUAUACACAUGUGAUGUUAAGGAGUAAUAUGAUCCAGUUAGUUGGGGUUUCUUGUAUAAUAUAUUUUAUACUUAAAAUGACAACAUAUCAAAAGUGAUGUUUGAUACAUAAUUGCUAAAUAUUUAUACUGCCAAGGCAAAGAAAAUUUUAUUAGGCUUCCUUUUGAGUAAUAAGAGAUUGUGUGGAAGAGAUCAAAUUAUGACAUAUUGCUGUAUUUAUGAUAGUACUGUAGUCAGAUAUGUGCAACUCCCCUACAUUUACACAAUUUGAUAUUUUAUAUAUACAGUAAAACCUCUCAUUAACGGAUUUCAGCAACUUCGGACAAAAAAUUGGCUGGACAAAUGCUCUAAUUACCAGGUAGAAUGGAGAAAAGUCUGUAAUUCUGAAUUUUGUCCAUUAGCAUGAUUUACUACUGAUAACUUUAUUUUUUAUCUCAGUUUCUCAAAUGCAUUCAUACUGUGUGUAUGUACCCUGUAUGUGUGUAUAAAGAGCUUACAUUUAUUUGGUAAAGAUUGGUGAGGAAUUGUAGAUUUAUUAUUUAUGAUGUGUUAGCUGUUAGUGGUUGUCAGGCAGGGAGGAGAAAAGGAGGGUAGGUGGAUGGAUGGCUCACCUCUGAGCCAAUGAGGGAUCCUGCCCCAUCAUAGGGGAAGGGGGAGGGAUGUUGGCUGGGAGCCAAGGAGGAAGGCCUCUUCAUCUCUCACUGAUUCACUGCCCCUCUCCCUGCUUGUAUAAAGAGCUUUUUUUUUUUUAUUAUUAUUAUUGAGUAUCUGUACUGUGUAUGUACUAAUUAUAUUGUGUUGGUUACUGGGUAGAGGGGCAGAGUUGGUAAGGCAGGGAGGUAGGUGAGAGCCCAGGGAAAAAAUUCCUGUUAAAGACAUUCAUUCAUCUGUCCCCAUACACCUGUGAUCACACAAACAUACACUCACUCUUACUCAUCUCUCACACCAGUCAAUUCACCUUCACACUUAACAUCCACCCACCUAUUUCCCCUCUCGACCACUUAUCUACCCCCCUCACCCACCCAUACUCACACCCUCUUUCAUGACCACCCACCCCUAACCAUAUACCCACUACCCCGACAUGUGUUCUGAAAGCCACCCUCUCAUGCCCACGCACCCACAUUCCCACUCUCUUUCAUAACCACCCACAUUCACACCUUUCUUAAUCACCCACCCCUCACCCUGAUAUUCACACCCAGUCACGCUUUCUGAAACCACCCCCCCUCCCGGGAACAUACGUGUGCACACACUGAGCACAUCUGAGGCGCACAUCAACCAUUAAAUAACUGCUGUAGCUUAUGGGCGCCUAGCAAACCUAAGAACAGCAUUCCAACAUCUUAAUUAACCUUUUGACUGUCGACGUCGUAUAUAUACGUCUUACGAGGUACCGUGUUUGACGUAUAUACAGUGGUCCCUCGCUUUUCGUAGUUCUCGGCAAUCAUAAAUUUCGCCAAUCAUAGGGGUAUUUUCGUAUAAACAUGGACUCGCUUUUCAUAGGUUGACUCGCAUAUAGUAGUUCGUCCGGGACACGUACGCACGGUGUGAGCCGGGGAGGCCUCCCUACCCAGCCAGUCUGGCAUUGUUUACCAGUGAUUGAAGGUCCCUUCAAGUGCUCCUAUGAAAUAUUUCAUAAUAUUCCACUCAUUUUAGUGCUUGCAAGUACUAAAUAAGCUACCAUGGCUCCAAAGAAAGCUCCUAGUGCCAAGCCUGUGGUAAAGAAGGUGAGAAAUAUGUACAGUGACAAAGUCUUGGGCCAUUUUAGGGAAGUGUUAAAGAGAUGCCAGAAACAGAGCUCUCUCCACAGUUACUUUGUGAAACAGGACUAGAGUGACUCUCAAGGUGGUCCUAGUGGCAUUAAGAAACAGAGAAGAGAAGCAACUGGUACCUGAGGUGUUGCCGGAAGGGAAUUCCCCUUCCAAACUGUAAACAAUCCAAUCUCUCUCCUCCUCCAGUCUCCCAUACACUAAGAAGAAUCUCCAAUAAAGGUAAGUGUUAUGCUGUUAAUGUUUCAUUCAACAUUUCCCAUUGUAUUGUUUAUGUACUACAUGUAUAUUUCAUGUAAAAAAUUUUUUUGUUUUAAUACUUCUGGGUGUCAGAAACGGAUUAAUUGUAUUUACAUUAUUUCUUAUGGGGAAAAUUGAUUCGCAAAUCGUAAAUUUUGUUUAUAGUAGCUCCUCCAGGAACGGAUUAAUUACGAAAAACGAGGGACCACUGUAUACUCAUAAAUUCUAGCAGCUUCAAAUCAAGCAGGAGAAAGCUGGUAGGCCCACAUGUGAGAGAAUGGGUCUGUGUGGUCAGUGUGCACCAUAUAAAAAAAAAUCCUGGAGCAUGCAGUGCAUAAUGAGGAAAAAAAACUCCGACCGUUUUUUUUAAUUAAAAUGCCGACUUUGUGGUCUAUUUUCAUAUAGUAUUUAUGGUUGUAUUCUCAUUUUCUUGGUCUCAUUUGAUAGAAUUGUAAACAUAGAAAUAGAGGUGAUUUAGAAAUAGAGGUGAUUUUGAUUGAUUUUACUAUAAAAAGAACCUGGAAAUGGACCUCAAAGUAGGGGAAAUGUUUGAUUUUUGCCGAUGUUCAAAAGUAAACAAAUGAUGUCAUAGUCCAAUAAAUGCCCAACUAGCCAUUCUAAUAUGCAGUCAUGAAUGAGUUGAUGUUAUUUAUACAAUUAUUACAGUAUUGCAGUAGUCUGCAUAACAGUAAAUCUUCUAAUUUUUGUUUGAAUAAAAAUUCAAAAUAGAAAGCAAGAGUAAUAUCAGAGGGGCUUGGAGACGUGACUGAUGAACAAAGAAAAUGUUAUUUUAGAGCCAGGAAUGUCUGCAUUGUUCAUUCUGGACCUUAUUUUGAAAUUGUCAUAUUUUUUAAUUUUCAUGAAAUUGGCCAAAUUGCAAAUUUCUGACCACAUUAUUGGGUAGUUGAAAUUGGUAAAUGGGCAGUUUCUUGUACUCAGUCGAUAGAAAAAAUGGAGUUCUAAAGAAAUAGCUGUGAGUUUGGUCGACUGGAACAAUGGAAUUAGCCGAAAAUAGGGCUCAAAGUGCGCGAAAUCGCUGAUUUGUAAAUAACGCCGAGGUCACUAACUUCGCGAGAGCGUAAUCCCGUCAGUUUAACAUCAAAUUUCAUGUUUUUGGUGUCAUUACAAUCGGGAAAAGAUUCUCUUAUCAUUUCAUAAGAAAAUAAUUUUUUUUUUUUUUUGAAAUUUUGCGACACCAUGAGACACUUCAGGUUUGGGGGUUGCGACAGUCAAGGGGCUAAUAAGGAAUUGUUCAGGACCCUGUACAUUUUGUAUGUUAGGCCCAUAUUGGAGCAUGCAGCACCAGUUUGGAACUUACACCUAACCAAGCACAUAAGGAAACUAGAGAAAGUGCAAAGGUUUGCAACAAGACUAGUCCCAGAGCUAAGGGGUAUGUCCUACGAGGAGAGGUUAAGGGAUAUUGACCUGACGACACUGGAGGACAGGAGAGAUGGGGGGGUAUAUGAUAACGACAUAAAAUACCGAGAGAAAUCGACAAGAUGUUCCAGAGAUGGGGCACAGCAACAAGGGGUCACAGUUGGAAAUUGAAGACUCAGAUGAAUCACAGGGAUGUUUGGAAGUAUUUCUUCAGUCGGUGUUGUCAGGAAGUGGAAUAGUCAGGGAAGCGAUGUAGUAGAGGUAGGAUCCAUACAUAGCUUUAAGAGGAGGUAUGAUAAAGCUCAUGGAGCAGGAAGAGUGAGCUAAUAGUGGCCAGUGCUGUGACUCGACCCCUGCAACCACAACUAGGCGAGUACACACACACACACUCGCACGUGCGCCUCCUUUUUUCAUUCCCACCCUCUUUCACAUCCACAUGCACCCUUUCCAUGAAAAUGUAAUGUACUGGUGUGUUUUAGUAGUGUUGAUAUGGACAAUUCACCUUGUCUAUUGAUUAAGGGAUUAGUAGCUUGGUAACUGGCAUGUAGAAGCUGGGCAGGAUACAGUUAAAGCACAGCUGCUAGAUAGCAGUUGAUUGCCCAUGUUGGUUACACUAUUCAGGGUAUAGAAGUAGCCAGAGCCAGAUCUAUAGAGAGAGAUGUAUACAGUGUGAUGGCAGGCCUGAGCUCUGGCUUACGGGCACAGAGGUUCCACACUCAAAAACAUGGGAGCCAUGCCUUGGCACAAAUUACAAAUGAAAGGAAAACCCAGUUACAUAAAGUAAAAUUUUGGUAAAUUAUGUAUAGUAUUAUGUAAUUACUAUACAGUUCAGUACUGUAUAGUAAUUGCAAUACCCAUAUUCUUAGUGUCUGGUUUCCCUCUGCAUUAGGGAACCAAAUUCACUAAUUUCAGAAGACAUCCUGACAAUCAUAAAAAAUUAAUUUCACAAGCUGGAAGUUGCAAAAAAUCAGCAAUAUUUUACACACCCCCCUACCUAUUAGUCCGUUAAUGAGAGGGUUGUGUGUGUGUUUGUGUUUUAAAAGAUAAAUAUGUAUUACAAAUUGCCAUAAGUAACAUUUAUUCAGUCAGUGGCCAAGACCAUCAGUUUUUUUUCCAUUUGGCAUUCAUACCUACAUGAACGUGAAUCUCAGUUUGUUCCUUACUGUCUGGUGCCUCAUUGCAAUGUAAUAUCAAGUUACAGUAAUUAGCAUUUAAAUAACUGAUCUGUGAAAGGGUUUUAAGCUGAAUGAAUUCAUUCUUGUUAAGAGUCUUGCUAUUGCCAUUUAUAGUAGUUUGAGGGACAAGUGUGCUGUGUAUGUGUACAUUAAACUCAUUAUUGUAAAUAACUUUCAUCUCAUCGUCAUGAUUGACAUGUACUGGAGCUGCAGAUGGUGUACACUUGUAUGUUUGGAUGCCUUAGUAAUAAAUUAUGCUUCACAAACUGGUAAUACUCAAAAACUACUUUUAUUUUGAAAAAAAAAAAAUUUAAUAGGUACAUUCCAACAGUUUUAUUUUAUGUAGCUUCGGUGAUAAAGUAUAUACAGUAAUUGUUUCUGGCAGCUAAAGGUAUAUAUUACUUUCCUAGUUAACAGUAAUAAAUUACUCCUUUAAGAAAGAAAAGUAGUAUAAUUAAAAAUGUUUUGAAAUUUUUGGAUUAGCAUUGUUCAUUAAAAAAAAAUUGAUAUCUAAGAGCUCUUAAAUUUUGUGCCAAUGUUUAAUUUUCUUGCAAGUUUGUAGAAAGGUAGAUUUACAAUAUUAAAAUUUUCUUACAUUUUUCAAAUCCUCUAAACAUCUUUCAUAGUCUGAUGCAAAACAUGCAGUAGUUUUAAGUCAAAUAUCAAUGAUCAGGGUAAUGACAUGCAGUGGUUUAGCAGCAGUGAUGUGCAUUUGUAUCUUUUACUAACCAUAUUUACCUGUAAGAGGAUACAAGGUAGGAAAGGAUUUACAGUAACUUUUACAUGGCAGUUUCUGCUAUAUAAGAGCCCUGGAUCAAAUCUGCCUUUCUUGCUUGGGAGGAUGCCAUUCCACAGUAGUGGUUCAUGGUAUUAUUCACUACCUCUUAAGAAAAAAAUAGCACUUGUUUACUGUUAUAUACUUGCUGGAUUUGUGAUUUUUAUAUAUUUAUACAAGAAUAUCAGGAAAUAAAUACUAUAGAAACUGUUUAGGAAUCAAUCGUAUAAAAUUCAUAUUGAUAUAUUUUUCAGACUUUAGGAAAAGUAAUGUAAUACAAGCAAGUUACAUAUCAUUGAUGUUACAAAUUCAUUAAAUUAUGUAGAUGUUUUGACAUCCUGUGAAUUGCUAGUUUGGAUACAGUACAAUAUAUAAGAAGCUUGGUUAUUGGCCCAUUAUACCAAGUUAUAUUCACUGUAUUCUAACAAGAUAAUUGUGUUUACUGUGUUCAAGAUACUAUGAAAGUACAGCAAGCAGCCAGUCAUGUAUUUAGUUGUGCUAUUAAGAGAAUAUUUAGGAUUUUUAAUAAAUUUAUAAAUGAUA
Molecule: messenger RNA, 9797 nt
Organism: Cherax quadricarinatus
Lineage: Eukaryota; Metazoa; Arthropoda; Malacostraca; Decapoda; Parastacidae
Source: RefSeq, a predicted model, not a curated record